CACGCUAUGACGUGUGCCAAUCCAAGCGACUAUCCUCAACAUCUUCCUUCUUCAACUGCACGACAGAGUUUCGCAUUAUUUUCGUUGCUCUCCAUAUAAAAAGACAUACGACUGAUUGAACUUCACGAUUAUGACGCCAACCAAGAAACGCCUCGAAAAAGAAUUCCACGGCCUGCGCAAAACCCCCGCGGACGGCUACCACGUCGAACUAAAAUACGGCGAGAUCUUCGAAUGGAUAGGCACCCUCCACGGUCUCGACAACUCCCCUUACGAAGGCGGCAACUUCAACUUCCACGUCCAAUUCACCGAGGAUUACCCGGAGAAGCCGCCCAAAGUCAACUUCACAACCAAGAUCUACCAUCCCAACGUUGACGGCAGAACAGGGGUUGUGAGUUGGAAGAUGCUAGGCGAAGAUUGGCAUCACAACAACACGAUGGAGAAGGUGUUGAUGAGUUUGAGGACGCUGUUGGAUCAUCCGGAGUUGGAGAGCGCGGUGGAGGUCAAGAUUGCUAAUGAGUAUGCGAACUCGAGAGGCGCGUUUGAGAAACAUGCGAGAGAGUGGACGCAGAGAUGUGCUAAGGAGGAUUCUGUGUCGACUGGUUUCACGUAAUGAAGAAGAUCGCGACUCAUCGCUUAAAAUAUAAUAACAAAGAACUUUCUCGGCCCUCGCGUCACACCACGAGA
Alternaria rosae is the source of this 684-nucleotide messenger RNA. Its product is annotated as ubiquitin-conjugating enzyme/RWD-like protein. NCBI's taxonomy places the organism in Eukaryota, Fungi, Ascomycota, Dothideomycetes, Pleosporales, Pleosporaceae. The coding region runs from base 131 to 610 and encodes 159 amino acids. The record is from RefSeq and is a predicted model, not a curated record. The transcript has a single exon.